AUGAGUACUACCGGUGCUGUUAAUACUCUAUCAACCGUAGACUAUGCGGUGUUUGCAUCCAUGUUAAUAGUUUCGGCGCUUAUUGGUCUGUAUUACUGGUGGACGGGUAGGGGAAAGUCGAGUGCCAAUGAAUUUCUGAUGGCUAACCGGUCGAUGAGUGUCCUUCCGGUGUCCAUGUCAGUGAUGGCUACAUUUAUAUCGGCCAUAGCUUUAUUAGGCUUCCCCGCCGAGGUGUACAUCUAUGGCUUACAAAACUGGGCUGUUAUGUGCAGUUUCCCAAUAGUCAUGUAUGUGAGCGCCUAUAUGUUUAUGCCUGUGUUCUAUGAACUUCAAAUUACCAGCACAUUUGAGUAUUUAGAUAAACGGUUUGGUAGAUCGGUUAGGUUAUUGGGUUCACUCAUAUACACAGUCAACAUGGAAUGGGAUUAUGGAGUCGUCUGUACUUUCUAUACGACUAUCGGUGGUAUAAAAGCCGUCGUCUGGACGGAUGUGUUUCAGACAACUCUUAUGUUUGCAAUGAUGGGUACAGUUGUGGUCAAAGGGGUGUAUGAUUUGGGAGGACUUCACACCCUUUGGGAUAUUAAUAAACACUUCGAUAGGACUGAGCUUAAAUCCAAAUCCAUUUAUCCGACACACAUUUUGGACAUAAACUGGACCAGCAUUUACGCCACUAAUCAGGCUGGAGUUCAGAGAUACCUGUCCCUACCUACCUUAAAAAAGGCUCAAAUGUAA
This is a messenger RNA of Oppiella nova, 732 nucleotides long. The record is from the annotation of a GenBank genome assembly. Lineage: Eukaryota; Metazoa; Arthropoda; Arachnida; Sarcoptiformes; Oppiidae.